This is a messenger RNA of Cladophialophora immunda, 1137 nucleotides long. RefSeq lists its product as uncharacterized. The transcript is spliced from 4 exons. Bases 1 to 1137 code for a protein of 378 amino acids. Gene Ontology annotation, molecular function: RNA binding. NCBI's taxonomy places the organism in Eukaryota, Fungi, Ascomycota, Eurotiomycetes, Chaetothyriales, Herpotrichiellaceae. The record is from RefSeq and is a predicted model, not a curated record.
AUGGUCCUGCAUGCUGCAGAAGACUUGCAUCUCUCUGCGUUCUUUGUUGUCGAUAUGUAUGCCCUACGCCGUUGCGCAUCGCGCUUUCUCACUUCUCGACCUUCCCUUGCCCCCUCUUCGCGAACAUACUCUUCUCUCAGCUCUCCUACGUCCCGGUUAAUCGGUAGAUCCACCGCAUCCUAUCCUCAACGAAGAUGGGCCACGAAUGAAGCCCAAGGAAAGGAGGGCAAGUCUCCCAUAACUGAAGUCGAGCCUACAACACCAGAAGAAGCCGAGAAUGCGGCUCAAACCCAAGCUGCCAGCACAAAAUCUGCUCCCCAAGCUGCAGAGCCUGCGAACAUUACCGAAGCCACAGAUGAAUCUCUUCCGGCUGCCGUCAUUAAUGAAAAGCUUGCUGCUAAGACCGGGCCUGCGCCAGGAGUUGCGGAAACCGCCAAUGCAACCGAAGCAACAGAGGAGGCAUUGCCCGCUGCUGAGACAGGUGAAAGAUUAACAGCUGAUUCAAAAGCUGCACCUUCGCAGUCAGCCACCCUGAGCCAUGCUGGCAUGUUCGACCGCAAGCCCACACUGUACAUCGGCAAUUUGUUCUUUGAUGUCACCGAAACCGACCUCGUCAAAGAGUUCGCGCGCUUUGGAACUGUGACCAAGUGCAGGAUUGUGCGGGACAGUCGUGGCUUGAGUAAAGGAUUCGGUUAUGUCGACUUCUCAACACAGGAGGCCGCAGAUGCGGCUAUGGAGGGUCUCAACAUGUCGCUCUUCGAAGGUCGUCGGAUCACGGUACAGUACGCUGCGCGGCCGAGCGGCGUGCUUGACAACCAGAACGUCGAGCGCAAGCCUCUCAACCCUCCUUCUAAGACUCUUUUCAUUGGGAACAUGUCCUUCGAGAUGACGGAUCGUGAUCUCACGAACUUGUUCCGCGGCAUUAGAAAUGUCAUCGAUGUUCGUGUCGCUAUUGAUCGACGCACUGGCCAACCGAGGGGAUUCGCGCAUGCCGACUUCAUUGACGUCAAGAGUGCCAUGGAAGCGAUGAAGUUGCUGCAAGAGAAGGAGAUUUACGGUCGGAGACUGAGAGUUGAUUUCUCCUACUCUUCCGCGAACAGGGCUCCCAGGAACGACCCUCCCGUCGAAAAUAACUAG